AUGCGCUUCGUUUGCGAUUAUGCCUUGUUGCCAUUCCGUAAGACAUACGAUGCAUAUGUUGACGAAUCUGCAGAUCGCGAAGUCAUCACUAUGGAUUACAUUCAAGGCAACAUCCUGCGAGAUGCUUGGGACAACCCGACCAGCGAACAACAAUCAUCUAUUCUGGGUCAACCAGAGCUUUAUGGCCAAGCUGAUAGUCCUCCUUGCUAUGACCAUUUGUUUUGUGUUGGCGAGGAGUCUUUUGGGCCCUAUGGAACGGAGUCGGAGUUUAACGAGGGGCCUAAAUAUCAGAGCCAUGAAGCUCGCACAAGACAACCUCUUGGGUGGACCACAUCGCCAGCUUUGUACGAGUUCUGCCAACUCACAAUAUUGUUUUCACGUACGGUGACAUAG
This is a messenger RNA of Paracoccidioides lutzii Pb01, 393 nucleotides long. RefSeq lists its product as hypothetical. The transcript is spliced from 2 exons. Bases 1 to 393 code for a protein of 130 amino acids. The record is from RefSeq and is a predicted model, not a curated record.